GUUAUAGACUUUCUUGCCAAAUGAACUAGUAUUUGCACCAUUUAGUCGGUUUGGUCCCUUUUUCCUACUUGGCAGACCUCAGACAAGCUGAAAGGUGAAAAGGUCACAGGGCCUCUCUGUAACCCUGACUGGAGAUUGAGGAACUCUAAAGAUGACAAGCAACUCCAAUAACAGCAUUCUGGAUGUCAAGGUUUCCUCAACCCCUCUUCUGUCGUCACCGAUCCAGCAACGUCUGGUCACCAAAGACGGACGCUGCACCCUUCGCCCUCCGCUGUGUCCCUCUAGCUCGUGGCUGGGAGCGCCGAACCGUGCCUGGCUGUUAGCCCUGCAUGACAUGUGGGGACAGUUAGUAGGUCUGCGCUGGAGAUGGGUCCUCUUGGCCUUCUGUGCAUCCUUCAUCGCUCAUUGGCUGCUGUUUGCUUGUCUUUGGUACCUGCUGGCACAUGUCAACGGAGACCUCGAGGUGCCGGAUCAUGACGCGCCCCCAAAAGGGCACGUGGUUUGUGUGAAGCACAUUACCAGCUUCACUGCCGCGUUCUCAUUUUCCCUCGAGACGCAGCUCACUAUUGGCUACGGCACCAUGUUCCCCAGUGGCGACUGUCCCAGUGCUAUAGCUCUGCUGGCUGUGCAGAUGCUGCUGGGACUCAUGCUAGAGGCUUUCAUCACAGGUGCGUUUGUGGCCAAGAUCUCUUGUCCUCAAAAGCGAGCAGCAGGCAUCCAGUUCAGCCAUCAGGGCGUGGUGGGCCAGCACCAGGGUCAGACUUGCCUCAUGUUAAGAGCCACUAACCUGCUGAGGCGCCCUCUGGUGGACGUGAAAGUGAGUGCUGUGCUCUAUGAGGCGCACGAAGGUCAACCCUUGCAUCAAACCUCUCUGGACUUCUAUGUGGAUCAUCUGGGCCAACAUCCUUGCCCCUUCUUCAUCUUCCCACUAACUUUUUACCAUCCCCUGGACUGCCGUAGCCCCCUCUACUCUGUCCUGCGUGAAGGUACAUCGAAUCACUUUGAGCUGGUGGUGUUCCUGUCAGCCUCACAGGAGGGAACAGGCGACACCUGCCAGAAGAGGACCUCCUACCUUCGCCAGGAAAUCCAGUUUGACCGUUGUUUUAUGCCUGCCUUGGCGCUGGAUGCCUGCGGAAGGUAUGUAGUGAGCAACCAUCACUUUGACACUAUGCACUCUAAGGACCCUUUGGACAAGGACUGUGUUGUGCAAAUGAAUGGUGAUGGGAACGACAGGAUGGAGUGAGAAUAUUGUAGAGAAGGUUACACUUGGACAAAGGGCAGUGGUGGAGCAGGUACAGUAUAUUUUGAGCUGGAAAUGAGAUAAUUUGGGAAAAAAUUAAGAGUUUAAGUUCAAUCAUUUUUAAUUGUUCAGUCUAUUAUUCUUAUCAAUUUAAUCAGUUAUUCGAGAAUAAUUCCAUUAGUGGCUUUUUUUCUGGGUUUAACCCAACAGUCCGAAUACAUAUAAAAUAUACUUUACAGUGCAUUGAAGUCAGUUCACCCAUUUUACAUACCGCUUUUCCUCAUUAGAAUGAUGGAUGAAACCUGCCCAGCAGACCAUGAGAGGCAGAUUACACUCUAUAGUAGUAAACCAAUCACAGGGCACACAGAAACAAGCAACUUUUUAUUUUCUAAUUCACAUUUCAAAUACUAACCGUAAAUGCUUCUUUUUUAAAUGUGGGAGGAAUCCUUGGAAAAAGACCAGAAGUGAGCCAGGGUUCAAACUCUACCUCACAAAUAGGAGGCAGACAUGCUAUCCACUGAACCACUGCACUGCCAAUGAAUAAACUAUAGUGCAAUGAAUCUUUGCUAGACAUAAAUGGAGUUAGUGACAAAAUUUGCCAGAUGACACUUCAUUACAUCUAUCAUAAGCAUUCAUUAAUGCCCAUGACAGUGUCAUGUUAUAAUUAUAGCGGUCUUAUGACUCCCCUGUCAAAUAAAGUGUUACCUAUAAAACCAAAUACAGUAAUUCAACAAAUACGCCGCAGGAUUCAAAAUGAGGGUAAAAAGUAGCAGCUUAUAGUCCG
Molecule: messenger RNA, 2024 nt
Organism: Corythoichthys intestinalis (scribbled pipefish)
Lineage: Eukaryota; Metazoa; Chordata; Actinopteri; Syngnathiformes; Syngnathidae
Gene: kcnj13
Product: potassium inwardly rectifying channel subfamily J member 13
Exons: 3
Coding region: 152-1243 (363 amino acids)
Biological process (GO): potassium ion import across plasma membrane; regulation of monoatomic ion transmembrane transport
Cellular component (GO): plasma membrane
Molecular function (GO): inward rectifier potassium channel activity
Source: RefSeq, a predicted model, not a curated record